Puntigrus tetrazona (Sumatra barb) is the source of this 3620-nucleotide messenger RNA. RefSeq names its product scavenger receptor class A, member 5 (putative) (gene scara5). Bases 255 to 1751 code for a protein of 498 amino acids. The transcript has 11 exons. Gene Ontology annotation, biological process: iron ion transmembrane transport. Gene Ontology annotation, molecular function: ferritin receptor activity. Gene Ontology annotation, cellular component: plasma membrane. Lineage: Eukaryota; Metazoa; Chordata; Actinopteri; Cypriniformes; Cyprinidae. The record is from RefSeq and is a predicted model, not a curated record.
GAAAUCUGACACUUUGCUCAACGCGAAGGACGCUAGACGAUGGACUGAGGCAAGGAUAUAUUUGCUCUGUACCCAGAACACAGAGAAGAGAAUACGCGGCUCGGAUCUAAUGUCCGCAGAGCGCGGCGAUCAAAGCCCAAGACGAAGUCGAGUCCCGGAACUCCGCGCUGCUCUCCUCCUCUGAGCAUCAGCCCGAGAGAGAACCUGCGGCUCUCAUCCCGCUGGACCCCGGUCGUUUUGCCAGUGGGUUGUGAAUGGAGAACAAGGCAAUGUAUCUGACCACCACCAAUGAAGACAGGGAUAACAGCUCAUUCUAUGAGGAGGACUAUGAUGGGAUGAAUCUCUCGAAACUCAACCUGUGUGAAGAAGGUUCAGCGAAGGGCAGGAGAAAGGCUAAUAAUUGCUGUGGUCAGUUGGAUUCCUUCACUGCAAUCAAGUAUGCCAUUGUGUCCCUUUAUAUCCUGGUGCUGCUCAUCAUAUUUGGCCUCUGCGUGGCAGUAUCAAAAUCCCAUGCAUCCUCAAAAAGGGAGGAAGCGCUGCUGGAGAAUGUGACUCGUCUGGGAGAGCACUCUGAGAGCUUGCAGAGAUCUCUUAGCCAACUGCCCUCCCAAAGCGACCUUCUGGAGAACAUCUGGAAGCUUGAGAGCCUCUUCCAUAAUCAUAGCGAACAGCUGCAGCUGUUAGGGCGACUGGCACAGGGCUUGGAGAGGGACAUUAAAGAUCUGCAGGCCUUCUCCGAACACACCACGGACUCUGUGGCUCAGCUCUGGGAGCAUCUGGCCAUGAUCAGCCACUCCAGCCAGAGGAACAGCAGCAGUCUGGGAGAAGAGCUAGCCUUCGCGGCUGGUUCCAUCCGAACCCAGGACGCCGUUUUAAAGACAAUGGUGGUGAACGUAGAGACGCUGCAGGAGCGUCUGGAUGAGGUGGGAUGGACAGUACAGACAUUAAACCAUUCACUGAGCGGAGACGUGAGUCUGCAUCAGGUGAAAAUCUAUGAGCUGCAGGGGAAGAUUGGAAAUGUGUCCCACGACGCCACAAGCAUGAGGAACACACAGAUACACCUGGAGGAGCAGCUCAGGAAUGAGAUCGAAGUGCUAAACGUCAUCACUGCCGAUCUGAGGCUAAAGGAAUGGGAGCACUCCAUGGCCCUCAAAAACCUCACUGUAUUACAAGGACCACCAGGACCAAAGGGUGAGAAAGGUGACGUGGGGCCCCUGGGGCCCUCUGGACUCCCUGGCCUGACAGGAAUAAGAGGUUUACCAGGAGAAAAAGGCAUACAGGGUUCUCGUGGACUGGCAGGGAGAAGCGGUCAGGAUGGACACAAUGGAGGCAAAGGAGAUAUUGGGCCUGAGGACCCAAAGGGUGUGAAAGGAGAAAGAGGACCGAAAGGAGAGAAAGGACAGUGUGGAGACAAGGCAGGGAAAACAGUGGACGAUGCUGUGGUGAGGCUGGUGAACGGCUCCGGGCCUCACGAGGGUCGGGUGGAGGUGCUCCAUGAGCUUCGAUGGGGGACAGUGUGUGAUGACGUUUGGGACAUUAAAGAUGGAGACGUUGUGUGCAGGAUGCUGGGAUACCGGGGUGCUAAAGAAAUACACAAGACAGGCCGGUUUGGACAAGGCACUGGGUUAAUCUGGAUGGAUGAUGUUGCUUGUGUCGGUACUGAAGACUCUAUUCAUCAGUGUCAGUUCUCAGGAUGGGGAAAAACCAACUGCGGUCAUGUAGAAGACGCAGGGGUGACCUGUGACAUAUAGUCUUCAACCUCCUGAAGCAGUCUCUGACCCUGGAGAUCAGUACUACCCAGAUACUUCAGCCAUAUCCAAUGUGUGUGUGUGUGUGUGUGUGUGUGUGUGUGUGUGUGUGUUCUGUGCUGCUGCUUUUUUCUCUUUAAACAAAAACCCAGUUGCAGUUUUCCUUGUGUAUAGAUAGAUGCAUUUAACUUUCCAAAGAGAUUUAUGGACACGCACUAGUAUAUUUUUAUAACUCUGAACUACUUUGAAAUAGGAAUUUUAAAUGGUUAUGGAUUACUCUUUAUUUUGAGUCCACUUUAGACAUUCUACUAGUUAUAAGUAACUCCAAUCUGCACUAACUCUCAGUGUAGACUAGUUAGGGUAGGUUUAGUAAAAUACAUUUCUCAUAGUCAGUAUGUAGUGUGUAGUGGACACAUCAAAAUAAGCAGACGGUCUACUAAUACUCUAAUGACUGCUAGUUAACGUGUAGUUACUGUUAGUUAGUAGAGUGUCUGAAGUUUAUCAGAAUAAAGUGUUACCUGAUCAUGUCGUUGCAAAUGUGCCUAAAACAUUGACCAUAACAGACAUGACAUGGUCAGCAAUCAUAUACCUCAGUUAACGGUGAGUACCAAUUACAGUCAGUAUUAAUUGUUCAGUAGCUUCAUUAUAAAACAAAAAUAUCAGUAUUGGUUCAUCUUUAACCAAUAAAUUAUUGUUUACUUCAUUUAGUGUCAAAUAGCUUUAUCCAAUGUGAAUAAUGCAAAUAAUACAAUAAAAUAUAUAUAUUCUAAAUAUCAGAUAUCAAAGAGUGAUGAAUUGCAGCAUCUAAUAUACAAUAAGGCCUUUGAAUGUUUAACAAAAUAAUUGUAAAUAUAUUACUUUAAACGAAUAGAUGACUGUGGGCUUGAUUUUGUUCUUUGGUUUUCUAGUGAAUCUACAUUUUCUCAAAACUUUUUCAACUUUUUAUUUUUGUUAAAAGUGCUGUAAGCUGUUUCAGAUGUUGGGCACGUAUGCUUUCUUCAAUAUGCCCUCCAAAAAUACAGUAUGUCUGCCUACCUGAUGUCAAAAAUCUGAAAUAUGUAAUAAAAUCACAGGACAAAUGGCAUGUUUCCUGACUAGAGCUGGCCACGCUCGCUGUGAUUUUGCCAAGUAAGCUAUGAUCCCGGUUCAACAUAUCCCAUGUCCCAAAAUAUAGACUUAUCCCAAUCCCUAAACCUCAACCUAAACCUAAACCUAAACCAGAGCGAUGUCAUGUAACGACACACAAGGGUCACAUAAAGUCAGAAGUGGUGAGAUAUUAACUAACAACUGCAAGAAAAAAGUGAUGGAAAAAGGCUUCCAUAGUUUUAGCUGUGGCAUACAUGAAGUUAACUCAUAGCAACCUUAUUUCUAGAAAAAUAUACAGUAAACAUUUUAAUAGUAAAUGCAAAUCAUGGUUUGAAAAGAGUUAGCAUGACACCCUAGCUGCUUCAUUUCUAACGUAAUCUAAUCAUGAUUUUCUGCAUUAGAGACAGACAGCAAAUAUAUUUGUUUAGCAACAUUUUAAAGAUGGAAAAGUAUAUAGUCUAUAACAUAGUGAGUUCAUUUAAGUCCUGAAAUACUGUAGAAGAUGACUUUCUAGUGUCUGUUAAUGGACAGAUUACACCGUUAUCUUCAGUUCAGAGGUUUUGGUACAAUAACCAAUAUCUCUGUUUUGCCAGAACUUUUGAAGUUAAUUACUAGCCAUCCAGUCUCUAAACUCCUGAACACUUCGGGCUAAACCGAGAGCUUUGGGAGGAAAAUACAGCUACAGCACACACCUGACAUUGUUUCUGAGAAAAGAUAAUGGGACCUAAUACAGAGCCCUGUGGGGUGUCUGUGUGUGUGUGUGUGUGUGUGUGUGUCUGUCUGUGU